Molecule: messenger RNA, 1109 nt
Organism: Amphimedon queenslandica
Lineage: Eukaryota; Metazoa; Porifera; Demospongiae; Haplosclerida; Niphatidae
Product: E3 ubiquitin-protein ligase RNF13-like
Exons: 1
Coding region: 83-964 (293 amino acids)
Biological process (GO): ubiquitin-dependent protein catabolic process
Cellular component (GO): nucleus
Molecular function (GO): ubiquitin protein ligase activity
Source: RefSeq, a predicted model, not a curated record
AUUGGGCGUGGGAGAUAAACAUUGUUACGUCAUAGCCUGCCAUUAUAUAAUUAUUAUUGUCACGCAAUCUCAGCAAAAAAAGAUGACUUUAAGCUUGGCAUUGCUCCUCUUUAUCACUGCUUUUUCUGAAGCUUUUUCGUAUUUAAUAGUAGAAUGUAGAGGGGACUACAAUAACACGUUCAAUAUGUUCAGAGAUAGUAGCAGUACGGAUAAACUCUAUGCUAAUAUACCUAAGGAACUAGUCGGGUACUUGUAUCACCAACAAGACAUCAACACCUCGAUUAACACCAAGGACUGCUCUUCAUACACAAUACCACCUCCGUUAAUUACGAGGAAAGAUGCAGCUUCUAUACUAUUACUUGGAAACUACAGUUCGUGUAUGUUGGAAAGGAUAAAGAUGGCCAGAGCUGUCGGUUACGAUGCAAUACUGUCAUACACGAUAAAUGACAUAAACAGGACCAUUACAGGCUCUAUUGCAUUAACAGGAUUCCCCAUUGGAAUGAUAGAGUACAGCACAGUUGACACGUUCACUACACGUGUUGCUGUGCCAAUAACUAAUGAUACUUUAGUCAAGAUAACAUUAAGCUCAGCACCAGUCAACAUAGUGCUGCCUGCAGUUGCAUCUAUAGUGUCACUUCUCUUAUGCUUAUUUUUAUCAUUUUGCAUUUAUCAUAAUGUACGGUCCUUCAAAAGGAGAGCCAGACGAAAGAGCCUUGCAGACAAACUAGUCAUACCAACAAGAAGAUACGGAGAAGGGAGACAAGAGAAGCAUACUGCCUGCAACAUUUGCUUAGAGGAUUUCAAAACAGGCACAAUUGUUAGACAGCUCCCAUGCGAACACAUCUUCCAUCCAUCAUGCAUUGAUGAGUGGCUCAGUAGACACAGUUGUGUCUGUCCAAACUGCAAGAUGAACCUAAGGAGACACUACUAUGGCUCCAUGUACAGUAAAAAUAACGAGAAAUAAUCUGCUGAUAUAUCAUAUCAUAUGAAAUAUAUAAUUUUGUGUGGAAUGAAAGUGCAUAUUUUCUUAUUAUUAUGAAUUGAAUGAUCAUUGUUUUUAGUUUAUUUUGAAGAAGUGGAAUAACAUGUCGUGUUUUAAAUCCUGUAAA